CAAUUUUGCACCAUCUCUUGUGAUUGACUCCGAGGAGGUGACGUUACGUCUUGAUUGGAACAUAUAGGUGAACAGACAGAAUGUCCCCUCCGGUCGAUGCCAACUUUUCCGGGAAACGAGAUUCGGGAGCCGCCAGGAUCUUAGGCUCGGGAGCUUCAGGUGUGGCCGAAUUGCUCGUCUUUCAUCCUGUGGAUACAGUAGCAAAAAGACUCAUGACCAAUCGAUCCCGUUUCGCAGCUUCCGAACUCAAUUCCAUCAUUUUCAAAUCUGCCGCCCAAUCUCCCAUUCAUCGAAAAUUUCUCUCCUUAUUCCCCGGACUGGGCUAUGCCGCAGGAUACAAGAUCGCUCAGAGGGUAUAUAAGUUUGGUGGACAGCCUUGGUUUAGAGAUCUGAUCGAUAAAAAUCAAGGAGGCUGGUUCAGGGAUACGUUUGGACAGAAGACUGGGGGGAUGUUAAUGCAUGCUACUGCCGGUAGUUUGACGGGAAUAGGAGAGGUUGUCUUAUUACCCUUAGAUGUACUCAAGAUCAAGAUGCAGACUAACCCCGAUGCUAUACGAGGUCGUGGACUGGUCAAGUUGAUAACGGAGGAAGGCAUGGGGUCUCUGUAUCGUGGAUGGGGAUGGACGAUGGCUAGAAAUGCACCUGGAUCAUUUGCCCUAUUCGGCGGUUCAGCAGUCACCAAAGGUUACCUCUUUCACCUGUCCGAUUACUCUACAGCCACUUGGAGUCAGAACUUCGUGGCGUCCAUAGCAGGUGCCGUAGCAUCCAUCACCGUGGCCGCUCCCCUCGAUGUGGUCAAAACGAGAAUACAGAACGCAAACUUUACCAGCAACGUGUCAGGUAUGACGAUAAUCAAGGAUAUGAUCCGACAAGAGGGAUUUUCAGCUUUCUUCAAAGGGUUGACACCGAAGAUCCUCGUUGUAGGACCUAAAUUGGUCUUUUCUUACACUUUGGCACAAAGCUUGAUCCCCUUUUUUGGCAAAUACGUCUAAUAAAUCCUAUAAAUCCUACAGACCAAUGACUGUCUCACAUAGAAUCAGAGUAUACAGCAAACAUCACCCCUCCAUCUGCAUGCAUCAACCGGUUGUCGGUUAUUUAAAGGUU
Tremella mesenterica DSM 1558 is the source of this 1104-nucleotide messenger RNA. RefSeq lists its product as uncharacterized. Gene Ontology annotation, molecular function: guanine nucleotide transmembrane transporter activity. The record is from RefSeq and is a predicted model, not a curated record. The coding region runs from base 81 to 992 and encodes 303 amino acids. Gene Ontology annotation, cellular component: mitochondrion. The transcript has 9 exons. NCBI's taxonomy places the organism in Eukaryota, Fungi, Basidiomycota, Tremellomycetes, Tremellales, Tremellaceae.